UUUGAAUGAGACGGGAGUCAGGGGAAAUAUAUUUUCUUUUAAUUGUAUAAAAAUUAAUUGUAUAACAAACUAAUUUGUCAAUCAUGGAUAAAUGUAAUUAUAAAGAGAUUCCAAACAACAAUGAGCGGUUUGUUAAAUUGAAAGGACAAUCGGAUUGGAAACCGUUUUUGAAACAGCUGUUAAUAUGCAGUGGAGUAUGGACGUCUGUGUUUCUGUACGGACUGUCGGUGGGCGCUCCCACUGUCUUCAUCCCUCAGAUCAGACGAGAGGCCAACAGCACUGAAGUUAUCACAACCAACAUGGCUUCUUGGUUGACUUCUGCGUUUGGGUUCAGCGGGUUCCCCUUCGUCCUGAUCCUCUCGAUACUCACCAAGUUCGUCGGCAGGAAGAUACCCUUCGUGAUCGCAGUCCUGGACUCCCUGGCUGCCUUCAUCGUCCUCUACUGCAGCACCAGCGUCACACACAUACUGAUCAGCCAGAUCAUGCAAGGAUUGUUCUGCGCCUCGCACACCACCAUCACAAUAAUGAUCAUGACUGAAUACAUCUCACCAAAGUACAGAGGAAUAUUCCUCACAGCCAAAACUGCUACCUUCUACUGGGGAGUUUGGGCUUCCAAUACUAUAGGAACAUUUUUUCACUGGAAAAAUAUCCCAUUGUUUGGUAUAAUAUGUUCAAUGUACACUUUGCUGACAUUAAUGAUCUGGCCGGAGUCUCCGUACUGGCUGGCUAGUAGAGGACGGUUCGAAGAGUGUGCAGCCUCACAUAGAUCACUAAAAGGUUGCGAUGAAGAAUCUGAGAAAGAAUUAGAAGUGCUGAUCAAUUCUCAAAGGCAAUAUCUUGCUGGGUCCUUAGCAAACAAACAAUCAGUAACAAAACGUAUCUCUGGGUUCUUUAAAACAAUUACUUCUAAGGGCUUUUGUAAACCUACAGCUUUAUCUAUUUUAACGGCUCUUCUAUCAUUUUGCUCCGGGAAAUUAAUAUUUGCUUUGUAUGCUGUGGAUAUUUUAAAGAAAGUUACAAAUAGUGAGUCCACGGCUUACAUUGCAAUGUUGAUCAUUGACGGGUUUACUGUAGUCAGUAUGUACGCAGGGUGUGCUUUAGCAAAACAUUUGAAGAGACGUACUUUGUUGUUAGGAGCCUCUACUAUAGGGGCAGCAUUUCUAUUUAUUUUGUCAAUUUACUUAUACUGUAUCAAAUUACAACUGAUUCCAGAAAACCAGUAUGUUACAAUAGCUUUAUUUAUUGCUUUCACUAUUGCUGUCAGUUGUGGGCCAUUGUCCGUGUCGAUAUCAGUGUACGGGGAAUUGAUUCCUAUCAGAUCGAGAAAUUUAUCAGUAUGUAUCAUUGCACUGACUGGAAAAUUAGUCACAGGACUGUCACUAAAAUUGGCACCAUUAAUAUUUAAAAACUUUGGUGUCCAUGGAACUUGUCUUACGUUUGCCAUUAUCUCUGUAGUCACAAUUGUGACAUUGUAUAAGUACUUGCCUGAAACUAAGGACAAGACGUUACAACAAAUAAAUGAUUUAAUAAUGGGAGUGAAACCAAAUACAGGACAAACAACUGUAAAAUUGAUAGUCGAUGAUAAAGAUGUUUAAAUGAAAAUCGUAUUAAGUAGUCAUCCUGUAAAUAAUAAAUAAUUUAUGAGACUUAUCUUAAUUAAUAUAUUAAUCAUAUUCAAGUAGUUUUGUUAAUGCACCAUUUAUUUAGUUUAU
Spodoptera frugiperda (fall armyworm) is the source of this 1712-nucleotide messenger RNA. RefSeq names its product facilitated trehalose transporter Tret1-like. Bases 84 to 1595 code for a protein of 503 amino acids. Gene Ontology annotation, cellular component: membrane. Gene Ontology annotation, molecular function: transmembrane transporter activity. Lineage: Eukaryota; Metazoa; Arthropoda; Insecta; Lepidoptera; Noctuidae. The transcript has 3 exons. The record is from RefSeq and is a predicted model, not a curated record. Gene Ontology annotation, biological process: transmembrane transport.